AUGGAAAAACUUAAUGUACCAGACAGUGAAAUGUCGCCAUCAAUAACAAAACAAAAUCCUUGGACAUCGCACAAUGACAAAAAAAGACAUGUUUCAAUAACGAAAUCCAAUGUUUUACAUCCACACUCGUCAAUUAGAGCCGAGUCUCCAUCAUCACUAUCAAAUCGUGUCAUUCAUCAACAAGAAGAAGAUCCGAAGUCAAAAGAAUCAUCAGCAGAAGAGAUUCCAUCACUGGUUACAAAUACAAUACAUUCUAUCGGACCGAAUCCUGAAAUGUAA
Messenger RNA from Rotaria sp. Silwood2, 279 nucleotides. NCBI's taxonomy places the organism in Eukaryota, Metazoa, Rotifera, Eurotatoria, Philodinida, Philodinidae. The record is from the annotation of a GenBank genome assembly.